UGGGCAGGUGCUCUCACUGUCAGUUUCUGAAGAGCCAAUUUAGUCAAAGGCUGUGUGGGCACCAGGACUGCUGUGGAAUGAAAUAGGAGGAAAAGAGUAAUUUUAAGGCUCAAUUAUAGAACUAGAAAGUUUAGGAGUCAACUUAGAUAAUCUCAGGGAUCCAGGAAUAAUGAAGUUGGAGGAAAAGCUUGAGCACAAUGAGAGCCUUGUUGGAAAAAGUCGACCGUGUCUCCAUGACACGCAUCAGGCAAACGGGAAACCGAUAGCUAAUGGGAAUCCGACAGCAAAUGGAAAAGUGGAGGUCUAUGAAAAGCAGGAGGCAAAUGGCAAGGGCAACAGGCUCGGGAAAUGUCUCAACCUGUACACCUGGCAGGAGAUCCAGAGACACAGUCAGGAAGCAGACCAGUGGCUGGUGAUUGAUCGCAAGGUUUACAAUGUGACUGACUGGGCUGGCAAGCAUCCAGGUGGACGUCGGGUUCUCAACCACUAUGCUGGGCAAGAUGCAACGGAUGCUUUCAGGGCCAUGCACCUGGAUCUGGGCAUGGUGAAGCUGUAUCUUAAGCCACUACUCAUUGGAGAACUUUCUCCAGAAGAACCAAGCCAAGAGAAAAACAAAAACGCACAGUUGGUGGAAGAUUUCCGUGAAUUGCGCAAGACGUUAGAGGCCAUGAACAUGUUCAGUGCCAACCUGCGGUUCUUCUUUCUGCACCUUGCCCAGAUCUUGAUCUUGGAAAUCUCAGCAUGGCUAAUACUACACCAUUUUGGCAGCAGCUGGCUUGUUACAAUACUUAUUUCCUUUCUCCUUACAGUGUCUCAGGCUCAAUGUUCAUUUUUACAACAUGACUUAGGACACCUUUCCAUGUUUAAGAAGUCCAAGUGGAACCAUCUGAUGCACAAAUUUGUAAUGUGUCAUCUCAAGGGCCUGUCAGCUGAUUGGUGGAAUUAUCGACACUUCCAGCAUCAUGUAAAACCAAAUAUCUACCCCAAGGAUCCAGACAUUGAUGUGGGCCCACUCUUUCUGGUUGGAGAUACUCAGCCUAUAAAGUAUGGCAAGAAGAAAAUAAAAUACAUUGACUAUGAGAAGCAGCACCUGUACUUCUACAUGGUUGCACUCCCCUUCCUCAUGCCUGUCUACUUUAAUUUGCAAUCCAUGCAAGUGAUGUACCUUCGAAAAUACUGGAUGGACAUUGCAUGGGUCAGCAGCUUUUACAUUCGUUAUUUCAUCACAUUUGGCCCUUUCUAUGGAAUUUUCGGAACAGUGUUGCUCAUAUAUUUGGUCAAGUUUAUUGAGAGCCCCUGGAUUGCUUACGUUACCCAGAUGAGUCACAUACCAAUGAAAAUGAGCAGUGAAGAGAACCACGACUGGCUCAGCACUCAGGUUGUGGCCACCUGUAAUAUUGAACAGUCCUUUUUCAAUGACUGGUUCACUGGACAUUUGAACUUCCAAAUUGAACACCACCUCUUUCCCACAAUGCCACGCCAUAAUUACCACAAAGUGGCACCUCUGGUGAAGUCACUUUGUGCCAAGCAUGGAUUGCAGUAUAUAAAUAAGCCCAUAUUGAAGGCCUUUGGAGAUAUUGUCAGGUCCUUGAAGAAGUCUGCUUCCCUCUGGAUGAAUGCUUACUAUGAAUGAUGCAGAGCCUUGCAUUUAUUGGUGUCUCUGAAGAGGGUGAUGGCUGUGCAUG
Mus musculus (house mouse) is the source of this 1685-nucleotide messenger RNA. RefSeq names its product fatty acid desaturase 2B (gene Fads2b). Gene Ontology annotation, molecular function: oxidoreductase activity. Gene Ontology annotation, cellular component: endoplasmic reticulum membrane. The transcript is spliced from 12 exons. Gene Ontology annotation, biological process: fatty acid biosynthetic process; unsaturated fatty acid biosynthetic process; lipid metabolic process. The coding region runs from base 170 to 1633 and encodes 487 amino acids. NCBI's taxonomy places the organism in Eukaryota, Metazoa, Chordata, Mammalia, Rodentia, Muridae. The record is from RefSeq and is marked validated.